AGGAGACUAUGCUCCGAGAUUCCCAUAUAUGCCCUUCGUUCUUUCACAUAAACGUGUCUGUCUUUCGGCUUCAAUCUGAUUCAGGUGUACAUCUCUCUCUAAUUUCUGCAAAAUUUUCGCCGAAUUCCCGAUUAAAUCUCAUCCGUCUUUCUCUUAUUUUCUUUUUCACUUUCUCUUCCUUUUUUUUUUUUUUUUUUCUGAUUCUCUGUUCCAACAAGGGACAAUCCAUUCACUGCUUCCAUGAAGAUCUAGGGUUUCUUCCACUUCGUCAGCUUCAAAUCUGAACCUUUCCGCCUCGAAUUUCUGAUUUUCGAUGUUCUUGAUUCAAUGCGUUGAGCAAUGGCGUUGUGGUUCAUCUAGGUUGCUUUGGGUGAUCGAUGCUUGUUUGUUGUCCUUUUUUGUGAUCUAGGAUUAUUCUGAUUUUGUUCUGUGGAUGAGAGAUUCAAUUUGGCUACGAUGAAUAUGGAGAUAGUUAGCGAUGUGCUGUCUUUGGACGCCGAAUUGUUGCAGCUGCCGGAGGUGUCGCCUUUUGCUCUCAAGUCGAACCCUAGGUUCUCCGAGGAGCUUUUUGACCAGUGGCUUUCGCUUCCUGAGACUAACCGUCUGGUGACUUCAUUGCUGAAUGAUGCAAAGGCAGGUGUUCCCUUGAAUGUCCCUGGAAAUUCUUCUUCGACAAAUGCUGCUGCAAGCAACUCAUUACCUUCCAUGUUUCCUGCUGGCAGUGCACCUCCACUGUCACCAAGAAGUAUAUCUGGUUCUCCUCGUGUUAUGAAGCCGAGGAUUGGCCCUUCUAAUUUAAGUUCUCCUCUGAAAUUAGCUAGUGAGCCUGUUAGAGAAUUGAUACCUCAGUUUUACUUUCAAAAUGGCCGCCCACCUCCAAAUGAACUAAAGGAACAAUGUUUGUUUAGGAUCAAUCAAGUUUUCUAUGAUCACUUGGAUGGACUGCAAAUACAUGAAUUUAGAUCAGUUGCUAAGGAUAUUUGCAAGUUGCCUACAUUCCUCUCCACUACUCUUUUCAGAAGGAUUGAUGUUAAUUUCACUGGGAUUGUUACUAGGGAUGCAUUUGUUGAUUAUUGGGUCAAUGGCAACAUGUUGACGAUGGAUAUAGCAACCCAAAUAUUUAAAAUUUUAAAGCAACCAGAUCUCAAAUACCUCACUCAGGUUGACUUCAAACCUGUACUUAGAGAACUUUUGGCAACUCAUCCAGGGUUGGAAUUCCUACAAAGUACUCCUGAGUUCCAGGAAAGAUACGCUGAAACUGUAAUAUACCGAAUAUUUUACUACAUGAAUAGAUCUGGGAAUGGUCAACUUACCCUCAGAGAGCUAAAACGUGGGAACUUAAUUGCUGCAAUGCAACAUGCAGAUGACGAGGAGGACAUCAAUAAAGUGUUGAGGUACUUCUCUUAUGAACACUUCUAUGUUAUAUACUGCAAGUUCUGGGAGCUGGAUACCGACCAUGAUUUUUUGAUUGAUAAAGAGAACCUAAUCAGAUAUGGUAACCAUGCACUUACCUAUCGAAUUGUUGAUAGAAUAUUUUCCCAGAUUCCAAGAAAGUUUACGAGCAAGGUUGAAGGCAAGAUGGGAUAUGAAGAUUUUGUCUACUUCAUACUGUCGGAAGAGGAUAAAACAUCUGAGCCUAGUCUUGAGUAUUGGUUCAAGUGCAUAGAUUUGGAUGGAAAUGGAGUUCUGACAAGGAAUGAAAUGCAAUUCUUUUAUGAGGAGCAGUUGCAUCGAAUGGAAUGCAUGGCCCAAGAGCCUGUGCUCUUUGAGGAUAUAUUGUGUCAGAUAGUUGAUAUGAUUGGUCCAGAGAACGAGAGCUAUAUCACGCUGCGUGACUUGAAAGGUUGUAAACUUUCUGGAAGUGUCUUCAAUAUCCUUUUCAACCUUAAUAAGUUUAUGGCUUUUGAAACUCGUGAUCCAUUUCUCAUUCGUCAGGAGCGUGAAAAUCCAACAUUGACCGAGUGGGAUCGCUUUGCACAUAGGGAAUAUAUAAGGCUCUCGAUGGAAGAAGAUGUUGAAGAAGCCUCAAAUGGAAGUGCAGAAGUUUGGGACGAAUCACUAGAGGCUCCCUUCUGAUUUUAGUUGGUGCUGGGAAAAAAAGAAAAAAAAAAGAAAAAAAAGUCCCAAAUUCUUCUUCCAAACUGGCUGCCAGACAAUGAAACAGUCAUACCACAAGGUUAGACCUUGAGCUGAAACCUAUACGUUCAUCAGAGAAAUCCUGAGUUUGGCUAUGUGGAAUAGAUGUUUGAUGGUAGAAAGAAUAAUCAGGCCUAUGUGUGGAUGAAUUGAGAGAGGUGGCUCCAUAUCCAAGUAUCAAAAAUCUGCAAAAGGGUGCUGUUUCUGAGAGCUGCUGAUUAAUCAAAAUCAGGUAAAAGUAGUUCAGAACAUUUUUGUUCUAUUUGUAAGAUAUCAUUUAUGUCUUGAGUUUUUCUUUUCUUUUGUUCCUUGAAAAAUUAGUGGUUGUUUUUUGGAUACUUUCGUAUGUAUGGCAAUGUUUUGUAUUCUGGUGAAACUGAGUUGGAUCAUGCUCAUUUAUCAAUUUAUUGCUUGGUUCUUUUUUCUA
Molecule: messenger RNA, 2563 nt
Organism: Vitis riparia (riverbank grape)
Lineage: Eukaryota; Viridiplantae; Streptophyta; Magnoliopsida; Vitales; Vitaceae
Product: serine/threonine protein phosphatase 2A regulatory subunit B''beta-like
Exons: 13
Coding region: 457-2076 (539 amino acids)
Biological process (GO): protein dephosphorylation
Cellular component (GO): protein phosphatase type 2A complex
Molecular function (GO): protein phosphatase regulator activity; calcium ion binding
Source: RefSeq, a predicted model, not a curated record